UGAGUUUCCCGUGGCCUUUUGGAGCUAAAAAGGUAUGUUUAUUACAAGAUAAUUUAUGCACGCACUAAACCUUUUUUUUUUUUUCGAACAAGGAACCUGUUGUACCCACCAUGGUACCUGCGACACCUUCACAACAAUCGUUUAAAGCAAUGAGUAAUGCCUUUCGAAAAGGUGUUCAAUAUAACAUGAAAAUUGUUUUACGUGGUGAUGUAAUGACGGGAAAAACCAACCUAUUUAAUCGCCUUCAAGGAUCCGAUUUCGAUGAAAACUAUAUAUCCACACCCCAAAUUCAGGUGGCCAAUAUCCCUUGGCACUACAAAGAUUCCAACGAUAUCGUAAAGAUUGAGGUCUGGGAUGUAGUGGAUAAGGCACACAACAAAACAAAGGCAACCGAAAAUAAGGGUAUAAAACUUGAACAUAAUUCGGCAGAAGCAGAGACACCAGUGACUAUACCCUCUCCAUCAUCACCCAAUACUGAAGAUAGCAGUUUGGGAUUAGAUGCAUCUACAGUAAAUGUUUACAGAAACUCUCAUGGCGCUAUCUUCUUAUUCGAUACAACAAAGCCCUGGACAUUUGAUUAUGUAAAUACGGAACUUGCUAAUGUACCAGAGACAAUUUCAGUGUUGGUUUUAGGAAACUUUUCUGACAAAGUGCAGGAACGCAAAGUCGAAUUAGAUACUAUUCAUGCAACUCUGUACGAGCAUAACCAAGAUCGUAUCAAAAAGGGAGCUAUCAAACCUAAUUUGAUACGUUAUGCUGAGACAAGUAUGCAGUCCGGAUUGGGAUUAAAGUAUAUUUAUGAGUAUCUUGGCGUACCCUUCUUGCAAUUAAUGAUUGAAUCCCUGAAUAAGCAACUCGAAUUAAAGGCCGUGGAAAUUGUUGAUUUAUUGGAAGUUUUAGAUAAAGAUGAUGAUGUACCAGAGGGUAUGCAAAGAAGAAGAGGUCAAGAUAACUUUGAUCAACCAUCUGAGCCUCGAUUAGCGAGACAGCAAGAGGAAUUGCAGUCUGCUUGGGACCAGGAGCUGGAGGAUAUUGCCUUAGAUCAUUCCACCAUGUUGAGCCAACCUAUAUCGUUUGAUAGAUCAGAAACCCCACCUCCACCUACACAGCCCGUUAAAUCCAAAAAGAAGAAGGAUGUCAGGCUUGUGUCUGAAGAAAUACCUGCAGUUGUUGAUCACUUUACUGUCGAAGAAGAAUUAGAGGACGAUUGGUUUGGUGAAGAAACAGCUUUACCAGCCAAUCUAUCACAUUAUAAACACAAUGAAUCGGAUGAUGAUGGGCCUGGAAAUCCAAUGGUAGCUGGUGAUGAAGAUGUUGAACCAGCCGUGGAAUUCUACAGCAAACAAAAUAAUGUCUUACAAAUUCAUCCCAAGGAUGAUGAUGAUGAGGAGUCGCAGCCAUACGAGGAUGCAGAGGAUAUCGAAGAAGAGGUCGCACCGGUGGUAGAGUCAUACCGCCCACCCAUAUUUAAGAGUGAAUUAGACGAUGUUUGGAGUCGUUCCUUGAGAAGGUUGUCUGGGCCUGAAAUCAUAUCCGACAGCGAGGAUGAGGAUAACCGCGUACUUACAACAGACAGUCCAUACUUAGAGUCACCCUCAUUUAAUUUUGGUGGCAGUGGAGAAGGUUAUGAAGAAAUCGGUGGGGCCAACGAUAACCCAUGGUCUACCGGUCAGAAAAAGGAGGAACAAGAGGUGCACGAGGUGCACCAAAGCUGGGAUGAGCCCAAAAAUGAUGAGAAUAUAACACAAGAAGAGGAACUACCGCCUAAAGGCGACGAUAAUGCACCUGUUGCACCAUCGAAAAAGAAAAAGUCCUCUUCAAAGAAAAAGAGCAGUAAAAAGAAGGCCUCUAAAUAAACACGUUUUCAUCACUUACUUAUAUUAUUGUUAUGGACUGUUAAAAAAUCACGAUAACAGUUGCGCGUUCACUGGGAAAUACUUAAUCUUGACAUUAGAGAUGAUUCAGCGUGUAUGAACAAUGGGAUGGAGCUGAACUCUCAGAGAAAGCUUUUAUUUUUUUUUUAAAAAAAAAACAACAAUU
Mucor mucedo is the source of this 2040-nucleotide messenger RNA. RefSeq lists its product as uncharacterized. Gene Ontology annotation, molecular function: GTP binding. The transcript has 9 exons. Gene Ontology annotation, cellular component: nucleus; cytosol. The record is from RefSeq and is a predicted model, not a curated record. Bases 111 to 1856 code for a protein of 581 amino acids. NCBI's taxonomy places the organism in Eukaryota, Fungi, Mucoromycota, Mucoromycetes, Mucorales, Mucoraceae.